Messenger RNA from Fonsecaea nubica, 1731 nucleotides. RefSeq lists its product as hypothetical. The record is from RefSeq and is a predicted model, not a curated record. NCBI's taxonomy places the organism in Eukaryota, Fungi, Ascomycota, Eurotiomycetes, Chaetothyriales, Herpotrichiellaceae. Gene Ontology annotation, cellular component: membrane. Gene Ontology annotation, molecular function: metal ion transmembrane transporter activity. Bases 1 to 1731 code for a protein of 576 amino acids. Gene Ontology annotation, biological process: transmembrane transport; metal ion transport. The transcript is spliced from 3 exons.
AUGAGUGAAUCAACAGAACCCGCCCACGAUGGCGUGGACGAGUUUGUGGUGGAUCCUAUUCGCGUGUCUCUCCUGGCGACCAUCGACGACGAGGACACCGCCUACAAGGACCCAAACAAAUUGGAUCGCAACUCUCUCUUCGAAGCAAAGACCAUUGACAUAUGGGAGACAGCCGGCCGGGGCGCGCAGAUUGUGGAUCGCAGUUAUCCGGUAUCGCGAAGACUGCCCGCAGACCUUUUCGAGGCGUAUCACCCUGCGAUACCACGCGGGAGCCGUCUGGCUCUUCGUCUCUUGUGCACGCGGCCGGCGCUGGGGGGCAACCAGACGGCCAAGCACGACGACCUGGGGCCACCGGGGGAUCGACAGAUCAAUUACCUCCCCUUUGUACCCGCGGACGUACAGGAGCUGGUCCAUCAAUGGGAUCUCAACCGCGAAUACACCUGGAUGAGACUGAACGCGCGAGAAGUAGGCAAUUUUCAACGCAAGACGGUGUGGAGUUUCGAUGUCGAGCCACCCAGAGCAGUCCGAAUGGGAUUGGUGAUCCAUUUCCCCUUUGUCCUCCGUCCAGCCCGACGAGCCAAAUAUCUGGCCGACACAAAGGGAGGCCGCACUGCCUCGCGGCGAUCGCUCAAGUCGACGUACAAUCCGCGCCGCGAUGACCCUUUCCUAUGGUCCUUUGCCAUGUCUCAUUCUCUGCGCGACGGCAAGACCCGUUGCCUCCUCGACGGGCUCACGGACUGGGCAAUGGGCGACGUGUCGCGCCGGCUGCUGAAGGCGUCGCAGCAGUGGUACCUACAUCCGUUGCACGUGCCGGUGAUCCUGCUGAAUAUCUUCUUCGACCACGCGGCCUGGGAGGUGAACCGGCUGUGCGUCGAGGUCGGGCACUUUGAGUUCCUGUCGCGCGACGCCCAGAUCGGCUCGCUCCAGCACUUCGACGCUAUCACCACGCAGCUGCAGUACGUGUACCGGGACCUGGACUUCCUGCAGUCGUUGGCAAAGUUCCUGCUCGAGACCAUGGAAUUUCUCGAGCAGAAGAUCUUCCUGCGCGAAUGGGACAGCAGAGCUGGAAGGGAUGACGGUACCGUCGUUUCGUACAGGGCUUACGUGCACCAGACGAACCCGCACAUGGAAGAGAAAUUGAUGAAUAUCUCACAUUUGAUCGACAAUAACCUGUCAACGUGCCAAUACUUACAGGCUAGGACGAAGGACGCUCUGGAUUUUAUCAAAGGUAAAAUCUCCUUGCGCGACAACGAAUCGAACCGGGAGGACGCCGACUCCAACAAAGCCAUGUCGUUCCUGCAGAUGGUCUUCCUACCUGCGACCUUUGUGGCGGCCAUCGUGUCCAUGAACUUUUUCGACCUGACCACCUCCCCGCCUCGCGUGAGCGGCUACAUCUGGAUCUUCUGGCUCGUCAGCCUGGGGCUCACGGCGCUGGUGCUGAUCAUUUACUUCUUAUGGCGGUGGAAGGGCAAGGUCAAGGCUGCGGACGAGCGGAGAGAGGCACGGUUGCGCGAGAAGAUGCUGGGGUGGGAAGAAGGUGGCGGCGGAGAGGCAAGUGCUGCGGACAGUGAUGGUGGUGAGGAUGGUAGAAAGCGUGGGAAGCGGAGGAGUCGUCGGAGACGGGGGACGGGACGAAAGGACAGGCGGAUGACCAGCGACGCGAGCGCCGAUGAUGGCGAGGCGGCUACAACGACUGAGAAGAGAAAGGAGAAGCCCGAGUUGGUCAUGUAG